Molecule: messenger RNA, 1149 nt
Organism: Juglans microcarpa x Juglans regia
Lineage: Eukaryota; Viridiplantae; Streptophyta; Magnoliopsida; Fagales; Juglandaceae
Exons: 1
Coding region: 1-1149 (382 amino acids)
Molecular function (GO): nucleic acid binding; zinc ion binding
Source: RefSeq, a predicted model, not a curated record
AUGUCGCCUCGUCGUCGGGAACGAAAUGUAUCGGAUCUGAAUGCAACCAAUAAGGGGAAGGAAGCAAAUACGAGUUCUUUCGAAGUACUCCGAGCAGCGGCACAUCAAUUAAUAGAUGACCUCGCGCAGAACCCUGCGGGUCGUCAACAUAACAAUAGUGAAGGAGGAUGCACUUUUGAGCAAUUUAAUCGUACCCAUCCCCCCACUUUUGAUAGGAGAAGCGAUUUCAGUGCAGCUGAGGAUUGGAUUCAGGACAUCGAAGAGAUAUUCAGUGUUUUGGAGUGCACUGAUCAACAGAAAGUUCGAUUUGCAGCUUUUAAAUUGAUUGGAGAAGCGAAGAGAUGGUGGAACUCUGAGAAGGCCAUUAGAGAAGCUGAUGGAACUGGAGUAGUAAGCUGGCCUCACUUUAAGCAAAACUUCUUCGACCGCUUCUUUCCAAAAGCAGACUGGGAAGCUAGAGCCCAGGAGUAUACUAACUUAGUACAAGGGACCAUGACGGUUUGCCAAUAUGCUGCAAAAUUUGCGAAAUUAUCACGCUUCGCCUCAUAUCUGAUUCCAGAUGAAGAGAAGAAGGCCAGGAAGUUUGAAGAAGGUCUGAAUUAUAAGAUAUAUGAACGGGUAAUGCUUCUUCAGAUUCAAAGUUUUUCAAAGUUAGUGCAUAAGGCAAUGUUAGUUGAGCAAAAUAUUAAAAGAGGUAUGGAAUUACAAGAACAGAGAAAGAGGGCUAGUCCACCAAGAUCCUCGAGUAUGGACCAAGGACCAUGGAAGAAGAGAAACGAGGGGAAUGGUUCAAGACACGUACAAGGAAAUCAAUCUAUUAACCCCUGCAAAUUUUGUAGUAACAUACACUUUGGAGAGUGCAAAAAGGAAAUAGGAGCAUGUUUUCGAUGCGGAAAGAAUAGACAUUUUAUCAAAGAUUGCCCUUUACUUCUAUUGGACAACAAGAAACCUAACCCACCUCCAGGUUCCCAACAGACGAAUCAGGGAAAUAAUCAACGAAGGAUGGGAACGGCCCUAGUGUUCGCAUUAACAUCUGAAGAUGCGGAGAACGACACCAAUGCGAUCACAGGUACCCCACUUUUCUUUUCCUUGAAAGCUUUAUGUCUUAACCGAGUUGGGUUUAAUCUUGCUUACAUGGAACGUUUCUAG